AUGAAACGUUGCAAUUCCGAUACCGGGAGUCGAACCCGGAGAGGCCAAACGGCGACUAAUUAUUCACUCUCGCUCUUCCUUGGUUUUCUGACUCUUUCUUUUGCCUCUGUGCCCCUGUACCGUGUUGUUUGUCAGAAAACUGGCUGGGGUGGUACCCCAAUGACCGACUCCUCCAAGAUCACCCCGGAUAAAUUAGUCCCCGUGGAUACUGAUCGAAAAAUAAGAGUCUCAUUCACAGCAGAGACGUCACGUCUAUUGCCGUGGAAGUUUGUUCCUCAGCAGAGGGAAGUGUAUUUGGUUCCCGGAGAGACAGCGUUAGCAUUCUACAAGGCGAAAAACACAUCAGACAAGGAUAUCACUGGUAUGGCGACUUACAGUGUGACGCCAGACCAUAUUGCACCAUACUUCAACAAGAUCCAAUGUUUCUGUUUCGAGGAGCAGAGGUUGAAUGCUGGGGAGGAGGUGGACAUGCCGCUGUUUUUCUUCAUUGACCCUGAGUACUCACAGGAUCCAUCCAUGAGAAACGUGGAGGAUGUUGUUCUGCACUAUACAUUUUUUAAAGCUACCCACGAUGCAUCCCAUGAGCAAAUUCUAGCCGAAGCUCAAGGAAAAAAGGGUCACGACCAAAACGAAUCCAAUAAAGACUGA
Ogataea polymorpha is the source of this 648-nucleotide messenger RNA. RefSeq lists its product as uncharacterized. The transcript is spliced from 2 exons. Bases 1 to 648 code for a protein of 215 amino acids. The record is from RefSeq and is a predicted model, not a curated record. Gene Ontology annotation, molecular function: copper ion binding. Gene Ontology annotation, cellular component: mitochondrial inner membrane. Lineage: Eukaryota; Fungi; Ascomycota; Pichiomycetes; Pichiales; Pichiaceae.